Messenger RNA from Dermacentor albipictus, 2292 nucleotides. RefSeq names its product neprilysin-1-like. Gene Ontology annotation, molecular function: metalloendopeptidase activity. Gene Ontology annotation, biological process: protein processing. Lineage: Eukaryota; Metazoa; Arthropoda; Arachnida; Ixodida; Ixodidae. Gene Ontology annotation, cellular component: plasma membrane. The record is from RefSeq and is a predicted model, not a curated record.
AUCACAGAAAAGAAGUAGAAGCUAGCUACUGCACCGUUGAGGCCAAGACAGGCUAAGCAAUAGCAGUAUGAGUUCAGAGCCUUCAUCACAGUCUUCCACAAAAGCGGGAGAAUCCAACGGGAGCUCACAAAAGGAAGACCGCGAUGAUGGCUGGCGCUUUGUGGCAUCGCUGUUGUUGUUGUGCCUUAUUGGAGUGCUGCCGGGAGCACUGGCUUGUGGACUGGUGACGGCGCUGCUUAGCCCUUCGGAGUCAGACGUCUCUGCUACGACAAACGACAGCACAGCUAAACAUUUCGCAUGCACCACCAAUGACUGCAAGGUCCUGGAGCAGUGGCUGAGGGUGAAGAUGGACCAUACAGUGGACCCUUGCCGUGAUUUCUACCAGUUCGUGUGCGAUGAUUACAAGGGUCCAUAUCUAACGUACAAACGGACAUUGGAGAUUGCACGCAUUGCGAAAUCUGCCGCUCGCGCCACAACUGUGCCCGCCACAGGACAGACCGCUUGGCAGAAGGCGGUGGCACUCUUUCAGGCCUGCUUGACGAUGGUCAACUCCAAGCGUUACGAGACCAAGGACCUCAUAGCGUGGAUGACUUCGCUAGGCUUGGAUUUGAAUAAUCUCACACAUUCCGACCAGUUUGACCCAUUGGACAUGGUGGUGCGCCUCUCGCUCGACUUCGGUGUCCCAGUCUUCGUUGAAGUCACUUUUGAUGGCAUGUUCUUGGUCAACAACAAACGUUUGCUUAUUUUAAAGCUAAACGACGCGGAUGCUCAUAGCUUUCUAUACCAAAUAAAUGGGGGAAGCUCGGACAUGAAGUCUAUUUGGAUGGUGCUCAAUAAGUACGACGUUCAUAUCAGCAGAAUCAAUGGACUCUACGAAGAAAUCAAGAAAUACGAGUCUCAGCUUAUUUCACUACUUACGUCGAUCCUGAUAACGAAAGGAGCAACGGAUAUCAUUAGUGGACCCAUUGAAGACAUGGGCGAAGUGACACAACCAGUCAUCAGUGGUGAAAUGUGGGCCGGAUCCAUUGCAAAGUACACGAACGGGUUGUACCAAGGCAGCGAUAUGAUGCGCUGCCACAAGCUAACGCUGCUGUUUCUGUCAAAUUCCCUCAAGUCCAAAGACGUUGGCUCAAAUGGAAUGCGGUGCUAUAUAGCCUGGAGCCUGUUUCGCCAGAUGGUAAAUUACACGGAUCCCGAUUUCUUGGCUAAGGACAAAAACCCCGAAGACAUUUGCUACAAGCACGUCAACAGGGUAAUGGGGUACGCUAUCAGCAGCCGGUUCUUUCAUUCAGUGAUCAGCAAGAAGACAUUCAUCGAGGUUAACGAAAUGGCUUCCAACAUUCGCAAGGCCUAUCAAGCGGCAUUCCGUUCGUCAACGUGGAUGACGGGGUCAGUAAAGGAAACCGCCCUACGAAAAAUUACGAAUAUGCGGCCACAUAUUGGUGCACUUGGAGGGCUGCUGGAUGCCGCCUACGUGGAGAAAUAUUACGCAAGCAUUCCAGACUUGCCUACUGAUCGUUUCUUUAAAUCUUGGCGGGAGGCCGCAGCAGCAUCCAUUCACCAAGCUUCGGCCGACAGUACGAUGCUGCUCAAUCUGCAGACUCAGAUGAACGCGUUUUACGUGCCCGAGUUCAACAGACUCUUCGUCCUUCCAUCGAUUCUGCUCCUCAACACCCUUUUUACUGACGGUCCUGCUGCCUUCAACUACGGUAGCCUCGGCACGAUUAUAAGUCACGAGAUGAUGCAUGGCUACGACGUCGACGGAUCGCGGUAUGACGAGAACGCCAAGCUGAGGCGUUGGCUUUCGCCUGAAUCAACCGAGCACUACGUGAACACCACGCUCUGCUUGCGGGACAUCCAUGUGGACGUCCUUCGCCGAAGCCAAGAAGUCCUAAACGAUACGAUAGACUCGGAAAACCUCGCCGACUUAGGGGGAACAACGAUGGCAUACUCCGCGUUUAGGUCACUGCCCCCCUCGAAGAGAGACACCACGCUGCCUGGCGUCACCAUGACAGCGAACCAGCUAUUCUUCGUUGGCUAUUGCACAAAAUGGUGCGAGGAACAAACAACGGAACCGCCGCCCUGGCUCUCUGGCCGCCGCCCCUACGCACCUCGCCGUUCUCGGUGCAUCGUGCCUCUUAUGAACAUGCCUGAGUUUUCGGAUGCAUUCAACUGCAAGCUGGGGUCGUACAUGAACCCGCCAAACAAAUGCAAUUUCUGGACGUGAAAGUGCGACAGCCAACGCGUCCGUUGUGUCAUUCUGUACCUUUCACUUAAUAAAAGAUCCAUGUU